AUGCGACGUCAAUCAUUUCUUAGCAUCAUUCUUCUUUUCCUCCAAUUUGUGGGCGCAUUUGCUGCGCCCGCCGCAAUCCAAGAGCCACAAAAUCUCGAUACCACCGAAACUUUCCACCGGAAACAAUACCCAGCGACGGCAACGUUAGUGACAAGGACCGACGCGAAUGAUGUGUUCACGGCAACUACGAAAGACGUCGCAACGACGACAACUACCAACGAUGCCGUUUCAAAUACCAGGUCCCCUAUAGCGACGCCAACGACGACCGUCCCUUCAUUGGACACACCUAUGACAGGUGACUCUCAUCCCCAGCACGACAAUUCAAACAAAACAUACUCGGGAGGUCUUCCAAUCUACCCUCAAAUCAGUCCAGCGUUAGGGAUUGGGGGUAUCAUACUCCUCUUCCUCGGAGGGACUCUGGCCUUCAUUGGCGUACUCGAGAAAUGGAUUCAAAUAUUGCUCUCAGCUGGAUUCAUAACAGCCUUGGGUGUGACUGUCUUGAUUGAAUAUGUGAUGAACCCUCCCGUGAGUAACGCCAUUCAAGGCGGAUACCUGGUCGCCAUAUUCAUCACUGGAUUGACCUUCGGUGGACUGGCCCUUAUAUUCAAAGAAAUCACGGAAGGUUUCGGUUGCCUGCUCGGUGGAUUCUGCAUAAGCAUGUGGCUUCUAUCAUUGAAAUCCGGCGGUCUCCUCUCAAGCACCGGGCCGAAGGUUGGACUGAUUGCUGCGGUCGUCGUGGGCUUCUAUGCCUUAUCAUUCAGUCAUUACACCAGAGCAUACGGGCUAAUUGCGUGCACUGCCUUUUCUGGUGCCACGGCGAUUAUGCUUGGGAUUGACUGUUUCAGCAGAGCUGGAUUGAAAGAGUUCUGGUUGUAUAUCUGGGGCUUGAAUAAGGAGAUAUUUCCUCGACAUACCUAUACUUACCCCCUUACUCGCAGUAUCCGGGUCGAGCUGGCCGGGAUCGUCAUCAUCACUGCCAUGGGUGUGGUAUCCCAGCUGCGGUUGUGGCGAGUGAUCAAGGAGCGCCGCUCGAAAGAAAAUGAUACACGAAAACAACAAGAAAAAAAUAAAGAAGCGGCCGAAGAAGAAGUCGGUCGUCAAGUGGAAGAAAGCAAUUCCCGAGAACGAGCCGAGUGGGAGAAUAUGUUCGGGAACAGUGAUGAAGGGAAAGCGCCCUCGCUCUCCGAAACCGCCGUGGCUGAUUCGCGAAGAGACUCCAAUGGUUUGGGGUCCACAGGCCACGAAAAGGAUGCAGUCGAAAUGAAGGAUAUGGGCAGCACCGACGCAUUGAUGGAGCCCUCUUGUAGUGAGAAAACCCGGGAGACCGGUAAUGAUGCUCCUUCUGUGGGUGAGAGUUCACAGGCGUGGCAUGAUCAAAAACCAGAAGCAGGAGCAGCAGAACAUCUGCCAGCGCUUACGAUAAUUAUUACGGACGCUGGUUCAAACCAUGAUGACGAAAACAAUUCAGAAAAUGGCGCUAUUGCGGGAUCUGAGGGACACUCGAGACGCUUAUCAGGGAGGUCCCUUUUGCGUCGAUUUUCUCGUCAGAGCAGUAGUGGCGCCAAACGCUCCUCUCAGUCACAGUCAGAAGAAGCGCUUGUUGCAGCCGAAGAUUCUGAAUCGUCUAUGGCAGGCAUUGCGGAUGAUCAAGAGUCGAUUUCCGACUGUCCAACCAUCUCAUCCGAUAUUCUAAACGAGCCAGCUGGCGAAUGCCAACAGGAUCUUCCAAUGGAAUUGCCCGACAAUCCAGCCAGCAAUGAGAACCAAGCUAUUUCCCACCCCGAGCACAUUGAGGAGGAUAUCACUGUCCAAGCAAAGAGCCUGGAUGGAUGUUCGUCAGAGGAGACAAAAACCAUGAGUUCUGCGUUGCAGGAAAAAGAUGGCCUCAAGGACGAACCGACUCGAUUGGACAGAUCCAGCGUGCAAGGCAUUCCGGAGCAGACAUCCAAGGUGGUCCAUUCAUAUCGCACCACAGAAUGGGCAAAGAACCUAGAAGAGGCGGAUGUCCCGGACUUUGAGCACAUUCCGGUGGAUGAUGAAGUGAAGGAAAGCACGUCCGACAACGAAGAGGCCGCAGUGCCCGUCGACAUUGAGCAGCUAUUACAGACACCCUUUACUGCUCAGCCGCCACAGCCAAUGACAAGGUCCCUGUCUACGGACAUGAGCAAUCGUCGCUCAUAUGCCCUUUCACCAAAACCGGCACCCGGACUGCGUCGCACGACCUCCAGCAACAGCAUGUCCAGUGGCUCAGUAACCAACCUGCCCAAGUCCGUAACUCGUGCUUCAAUGGCCUGGAGGAACCAGUCGUCUGAGUCUCUUGGCAUGCGACAAGGUAACAGCAGGAUGGCACCGACACGCAGCAGGUCGACUCCAUACCUGACGGUUACUGCUCCCGGCGAUGGCAACGGCACGCCAGACUCAAAGAGAUUGAGCGGAACGCCUUCACUCCUGGCAGUGAGAGAGAGAAUGGUCCGCAACCGAAAAUCCAUGCUAUCGCUACGGCAGGACCACCGGAUGUCGCGGAGCGGGUCAUCGCGCACAUCACUCGCAGAGCCGUAUCCGCUUGUACCGCCCACUUUCUCGAUCCCCGAGGAGCGAGAGGAUGAAGAGGGUGAACAGCGCGGGAAGGAGCCAAAUGACGACGACGACGUGCCGCUCUCCAAACGCCGCGCCAUGCUCCAGCGGCAGUCCAUGCACUCGCCCUCGGCAGUCAGUCUCCAGAGCAUCGAUCGAUCUGGAUCUCCACGACCCCCGACUCCUGAUUCGGGUAGGUCAGUCAUGAUGGCGGCCUGGCGACAGUCGGUCCGCGAGGACCUCUUCCAGCGCCGUGAUCCAUUGGCAUUCUCUCCGCCGAUGGGCUCGGACAGGCCACGCAGUCUUUGGGGAUCGGUGCAACAGAUGCAGGAUGCCUCGGCUGCGCAGCUGGGCCAGAGCAUUGCAGAUGGAAUGCAGCGGGGCAGCAUGACCGACCUGCAUCGACAAGCCAUGCGGAGGAUGCAGGCGACGGCCCAUCAACACUUGUAG
Molecule: messenger RNA, 3024 nt
Organism: Penicillium riverlandense
Lineage: Eukaryota; Fungi; Ascomycota; Eurotiomycetes; Eurotiales; Aspergillaceae
Product: TMEM198/TM7SF3 family protein
Exons: 4
Coding region: 1-3024 (1007 amino acids)
Source: RefSeq, a predicted model, not a curated record